UUAUAAAUUAAAUACCACUCUGUACAUGAGAUUAUCCAGCUUGGAUUUGGGAUUAUAGCAUGUUCCGACCUGGUAGGAGUAGAUUUCGAUUCGAAGAUUGAGUUACGGACCGAAGAAAGUGUAAUAUUUAGUGCAAACAGAGAUUUUCUAACGGACGUCAUUGGAACCAUUUAGCAACAGUGGCAUUUAUUUGUGCGGUACGUCACGCUUGUUUUGUGUGAAGUUAGUCUCCUAAGUUUUCUCGUGAUUUCGUCUUCAAACUAUUGCAUUGGGGCCUACAGAAAAUAACAUUAUUAACAGUUUCGUUAUCUUGUUUUUGUGGAUUGUUAUUAAUAAUGGUUUAGGUAGUUCAAAAGUGGUUGUUCAAAAAAGUACUUCUAAAGUGCAAGUACAUGUAUGUAUAAGUACAGAAAGUAUAAAUAUAUAAAAUAAAAGACUAUUGUGUCAAGAUAAAGGUUAUACCUGUCAAAUCAGAUAUGAAGGACAAGACAUCGAAUUCAUCAGAUGUUAAAGAAAAAUCUAAAAAAGGAAGAUAUAGUCUGAAAAAGUUAUUAGAUCGUAGUCGUUUCUCUCCAAGUUUAUUAUUUCUUUCAAAAUCUUUUGCAAGUAAAUCUACUGAAGCACCAAAUGAAGAACAACGUAAAUCUGUGCACGAUGAUAUGAUGGAAAUCAAUGCAAAUAUUAGAAAUUCAGCCUCUUCAUCACCACAUUCCUAUUCACCUGAUUAUAGACGACGUUUAACCGCUUCUGUCCCAUUCGACUGUUCUGAUUCACCGAUAAUCACUACUACAGAAUUUCGUAAUCCUGCUUGUGGUAGUGAUCAGGCUAGUCCUAAUUCAGAAUAUGUUGUUGAAGAAGAAUAUGAAGAAUCAUUGACACAAUUUGCUGAUAUUAUAUUAGGCGGAUUUAAAAGUCGAUCAAAUCCAAGUUCAAGAAAAUCACCAGAUAGCUUUUCUGCUUGGUCUGAUGCUGCUCUUCAGUGUGGAUCACUUACUAGUGGUAUUGAUGCACAUCGUCAACAUCCACAUCAACAUCACCACCAACAUCAGCAUCCUCAUCAACCGCAACAACAACAACACCAACAAGUGACAGAGACAUCUGACAGGACGCCACCACCGAUUGAUUUUAGUUCUUAUGAAAAAUCAGCUGAUAUUGAACAUAACAAUACUACCACUACUCCUACUAUUGCUACUGGAAGUAAUAAUAAAGCCAGUGGAAAUAUUGUAACUGGCAUCAAUCCAUCAGGUAUAUAUAAUGAACCGUGUGAUGCUAAACCUUCUCCCCCGGAUGAUAAUAAUCCAAUGACAAUUUAUACAACUAGAAGUGUUUUGAUAAAAAAUCCACCAGUGGAUGUCAAUCGAAUAGAGAACAGUCCUCCAUACCAUGAUAAUUACAUCAAUCAUAUGGAUCAUUAUCAUUGUAAUUGUACAGAAAAUGUUAAUUCGUCAGGACCAGUAACAGCAACAACAACAACAACUUCUACUACUACUCCUAUGAAUAAUAAUCCGUGUACAGUGAAGACGGAAUCUUUUCAAGGCAGAAAUGAACAGUCAAUGUCACCGAUGUUAUCCUGUGUCAGUCCAAUUGUGAAUAGUGAAACUCAUGUCAUCAGUAAUUCCAUUGGCAUUCAGAUGAAGAAUAACAGUAAUAAUAGUAAUUCACAGCCAAGUGUUAGUUUUGCAAGUUCACCUCGUGGUAACACUGUCAUCACUCACCAUCCAUCCAGUCCUUUUGCACGUGUUCCACGUGGUCCAAUUCUAAAAAAUGAAGGUAACUUGAAAAUGCCAGUUCAGUUUUCACAACCAUCAACAGGAUCAAGAAUUAGUACCUAUUCAACAGUUGAUGGUGAUACUGUUACAGCGACGUCAACUAGUGCUUCUGCUUCUGCUUAUUCUGACAAUCUGUCUAAUGAUAUACCUAUUCCUAUAACUGACGCUUCAACAAACGGUUCAUCAGUUAUUUCAAACGAAUCUCCAUUAGAUUCUUCUAAAUCUUCCUCAAAGCAAUCUGUUCGUGUAAAUGAAAGUCAACGAACAAAUUCAGUUUAUUAUGAAUCUAGCCAACCAGCAUAUACUGAUGAUAAGAUAAAAUCUGUUGGUGCUCUAACUUCUAUGCAUAACAACAACAUCACCACCGCCAAUAAUAAUAACAAUCCAAUGGGAACAGGACGUGGUCGCCCCAAUGUAUCCAGUUCUUAUCCAACAUACGAAGAAGCUUGGGACGUGAAAUUAGCUCGUCAACUUGGCGUCGGUGUAUCCCGUUUACCAUCAAUUCUUCCAAUCUCACCAACUACUGUUACCGCUGCUGCUGCUCCUCCUAAUACUACUGCUACGCCGAAUCACAUUCCAUCGUUACCUUCUUUCCCCACUGGUGGUGGUGCUACACCAUCUCAGAAUUCAUCAUCAGUAUGCAAUAAAGCCAAAUUAACUGAUGAUAAUGUACAAACAGUAGAGACUGAUUUCAAAGCAUUAAAUAUUACCACAAAUUCAUCAGAUGACAAGUCAGCAAAAAUGACCAAUUUUUCAGAAAUGUUAAUUACUGAUAAUAAAAAUGUUUAUGAUGAUGAUGAUGAUGCUUGUAAUUAUAAAAAUAAAAAUAACGGAAAAUCAGUUAACGGUAUAAAUCAAUUAUUUUAUCAUAAUGAACCAAACAAUGAUCCUUCACAACGUAAUUCAAUUUCUAGUCAUAUGGUAAAUGGAAAGACAGAACUAACAGAAAACAGUACUGGCGAGUAUGAUUACGCUUACAAUGGUUCAUGGAAUAUGGGUGUUAAAUACAACUUAAAUCUUGCUAUUAAUAAUUCAUCCAAUGACUCUUCCAUUAUACCUACCACACCGAAAUACACGAAUACGCCGACAACAGGAAUUACUAAAACUGUGAAGUCAAGUCAUUGUAGUAACACUAUCCAUUCUAGUAAUCCGCAUCAUACUAUCACGUCUACUCCUCUUCCUCCUCCUCCGCCUCCUGCUGUUCCAUCACAUCAUCACCGUCAUCAUCCUCAUUCACAAAAAUAUGGCAUAUCUUCAAGUCAAUCAUCACAAGAGUCUAGUCGAUUGAGUACAGUUCGAAAUGAUACAAAUGAUUUCAAAGGUAGGCCAGCAAGUCGUCCUAUACCGUCUGUUAUACCGAAUGAUUUAGACAGUAUUUCUACAGACAGUUGUGAUGAAUCUUGGGAUGCACGUCAUGGUCAAUUGGUCUCUGAAUUAAUGCGUGGACGCUUUAUCGAUCCUUCAGUGAUUGUUCCAACCACCUCUGGUAAAAUGAUGAACCCGGUAACAACAACAGCAACGGGAAUGACUACUGAGUCCUUAUAUCCAUUGGAUAAAAAUGUAUCCAUAAUCCCCGGCUCAAUACCCGCUACUACUACUUUGUCGUCCUGCACUUCGUCAUCUUCUUCAACACCAUCGUCAUCGUCUUCUCCUUCCUCAUCCUCCACCUCCGCGUCUACUGCUUCAUCAUCUUCAACAUCAGUAUCACAUGUUGUUCCACUUCCUUCUCCGCUUCCUUCACAGUGUAUAAAUACUGUCCCACAAUUAUCAUCGGAUCAGUUUAAUCCAUCUAAUGGAUUACGUUAUCCAGGGAAUUCAGUGAAUAAAACUAAAUUGUCAUCAUCUAGUCAAAAUAAUCUACCGAAAGGUUUACCUGCUAAUUUGGAAAAUCUACCACUUGAAGAACAACCAUGGUUUCAUCCAUCGUUAACACGAUCUGAAGCUGAAGAGUUAAUACGCAAUGAACCAGAAGGUAGUUUUCUUGUCCGUCCCAGUGAAACAUGUCCAAAUGAUUUUUCAUUGACAAUCAAACAUAAAUCGUUUUUACAUAUGAGAAUAUCACGUAACAGUGCAGGUCAAUAUAUUCUUGGUGAAUAUAGUCAGCCUUAUACAAGUGUCUCACAAAUGAUUUAUCAUUAUGCACGAACACUUGUCCCUGUACUUGGUGCCUAUUCAGUGACAUUGACUCAUCCUGUCUUAAGACGAAUCUAAUCAUCUCUUGUGUUUUACGCUUCUGUGCUGAUGCUCCCGCCCCUGCUCCUGCUGCUGCUGCUGGUGUGUUACUGCUGUUGUUGCCUUUUUAUUUUGCUAUUCUCUGACUACUGCCUUUUCUAUUGUGUUGUCAUCAACGUUGCCAUUAUUAUUAGUAAUAUUAUUAUUAUUGUUUAAAGUUGUUAAUAUUGUUAUGAUUAGUCAAAUAACACAGUGAUACAUCUUUCCCUGGUUUUCAACUCUCUUUUCUCUCUCUCUCUCUCCAUUUGAUUGUACUUGGCAAGUGUUCAACUGUCUUAUUUCAUCUGUGGUUUCUCUUCUUGUAAUUAGCGCCUGACUGACUUAUAUGUGGAAAUUGAUCUUUCCUUUAUCUAAGUUCGUCUUCUCCUUCCUUCCCUCCCUCUUUCCAGCCAAUCAUUCUCUGUUUUCUGUGCAUAUCCCCCUCCUUUGAUGUCUUUCCUUCUACAAUGACAGAAUAUUCGCUUUGCUUUAACUGGUUCCAUUCAUCAAUCUUUUUUUCUUUGAUCUCAGCUUUUCUUUACAUCUAUAGUUUGCCUUCAAAUUUAUUUAUUCAACUCUUUAGGAAUACUUUUAUAAUCAUUAUGCGGAGAUAUUUGUCUAUAUCUGUGGUCAAUGUUGUUGCUCCCUCCCACCACACACACACACACACCAUCUUUUGCCUGUUUAAUCCUCUGGGUUAUCAACCCCCUUGUUUUCUCUCUUCGUCAAAUAUUUCCUCCCAGUGUUCGGUUUCUGUCUUGAUAACUAAUUUCCGUCUGUUCUGUUAAACUGUAUAAAUCAUAUUCACGCUUUCUUCUUCCUCUCUGAAGUGGAUAUCAUGCUGACCGAUUCCAUUAGAAUCUUUAUGAUUAUGGUUAUUAUUACUAUUAUCAUCAUCUAAUUCUAUUGCUAAUAUGACUACUGCUAUUGUUGUUGUUAUUCUUAUAACCACUACAUAUACUACUUAUACACUUUUGUGUAUUAAGUAGUAAAUAGCAGUAGUAGUAGUAGUAAUGUGUGAAUACAUUUAUAGCUAUUAUAUUUAUUGUUCGCUUUCUCCGCCUUGUAAACAGACCAACAACGUAAAAAAAACUCGUAUUGUCUUAUACAGUCUCCCUCCGUCCCUCCGUCUUUCUUUCUCUCUGUUGGAGAUUUCUUGAAUAGUGUCGAUUUAUUGCAUUGCAUCACUCUCAAAGAAAUCAAUAUUUAAAGAGUUAUUAUAUUUACAAAGGAGAGCAUAAAUUAGUGUUUCUGUUUCUCUUAAUCUCUCUUUUUUUCUGUUUCUCUUUUCUUUCCUAUCUUCUUCUUAUCAAUAGUAUGUCGAGUAGUAAAGUAGACUACUUAUUGAGACGGAGAGGAAGGUGGUCUACAUUUCUACUACUCUACUACAUCUCUAUAAAAUACUUCUUUCUUUCCUGAUCUGAUUCGCAGUCAUUCACUCAUUCAUUCAUCAUUUUUGUAACGUUAUCUGCUAUUUUGUAUUGGGAAACAAAGUCAAAUGUCAUUGAUAAGCAAUUAUUCUAAGCUAUUGUAUCUGUUUAUCUAUGUACACACACAUAAUAGCUUUGAUUAUAAUGGAGUCUUAUUCUGGCUAUUAUUAUUACUAUCAGCCCUAUGUCAGAUUUCUAUUAUAAGAGGUAUAAAAACCGGAAGAAGAACAAGAAGAAGAAGGGGGGCGGGAAGCAACUUCACAGCACGAUUUCCACUGUUUCCCUUUAUCACUCACUCUGUGUGUGUGUGUGUGUAUCGCAUUACGGUUUGGUUUUGUUACUCAAUAUAUUUAUAUAUAAUAAAACCUUCAAUACUCUUGGAUCACAUAUACGUAUGUUCCUAGUGUUUCUCUUGCAUACACAGAAGGCGUUUUUAUGAAUAAUAGUUUUAUAUUGUUAAAAAUUAAACAUGAAAAUGCGUUGAAAUUCGGUAUUAUUAGUUCUUGGGUGGAUAUCAGAAGAUUUCUGUUAAUAUUAUGCAUUUCAUUCCCUUGCGUCCCCAAUGGAACGUACUGUAACGAUAAAAGACAAAGGCCAGACGACAGCCCGUUUUAAUUGAGAAAAUCAACAGAUAUUUAUAGAUUUUUAUGU
Molecule: messenger RNA, 6061 nt
Organism: Trichobilharzia regenti
Lineage: Eukaryota; Metazoa; Platyhelminthes; Trematoda; Strigeidida; Schistosomatidae
Source: the annotation of a GenBank genome assembly